This is a messenger RNA of Scatophagus argus, 3645 nucleotides long. RefSeq names its product sestrin 1 (gene sesn1). Lineage: Eukaryota; Metazoa; Chordata; Actinopteri; Scatophagidae. The transcript has 10 exons. The coding region runs from base 163 to 1806 and encodes 547 amino acids. The record is from RefSeq and is a predicted model, not a curated record. Gene Ontology annotation, molecular function: L-leucine binding; oxidoreductase activity, acting on peroxide as acceptor. Gene Ontology annotation, cellular component: nucleus. Gene Ontology annotation, biological process: regulation of response to reactive oxygen species; positive regulation of macroautophagy; cellular response to leucine starvation.
AUCAAAUGUUUACCCUCAAGUUGUUGCCUCCUAUCCUUUCUACCCUGGGACUAACGUUACUGGUCAGUGCUGUAUCAAGGCGUCCCGUAGCAGAAGAACUGCACCAAAGAAUGUGGAUAAACCUGUUGUAAGACAGCACAAACAUUAGUCCUACAUCAGAAGAUGGAAGUGCAGGAACAGGAGUCUUUGGCAAGAUGGGACGGGCUGGGCAGCCGAGAUGCCAUCUCCAGAACUGAAGCCAUGGAGAACAUCCACCAGGUGGUCAUGAGGAAAGUGGAGGCCAUCAAACCCAUACCGUCAGGGGCCCUGUCACCCCCAGCCUCAGGAAGCCCUCCCAACAGUGACCUGAACAACAUCCUGGCUCACCUUCUCAUGCUCUCCAAACGGUGUCCCUUUGAAGACGUCAGGAAGCAAAGCAGUCGGCUUCUGCGGGCCGUCCAGGACUUGGGAGUAAGGAUCCCAAGACCAUUAGGUAACGGACCAAGCAGAUUUAUCCCUGAGAAAGAGAUUCUAAAAGUCAGUAAAGUGGACACCCGGACACAGUCAAUUUUCGAGGAUGCAUUUGCAGCCCUUGGUCGCCUCGACAACGUUUCUGUCGUGAUGGGCUUCCACCCGGAGUACCUGGAGAGUUUCCUCCGGACACAGCACUACCUGCUGCAAAUGGACGGACCCCUGUCUUUGCACUACCGACACUACAUCGGCAUCAUGGCAGCAGCCAGACACCAGUGUUCCUAUUUGGUCAACCUGCAUGUGAACGACUUCCUCCAGGUCGGGGGCGAUCCUAAGUGGCUGAACGGCUUGGACGAAGCCCCGCAGAAGCUGCGGCAGCUCGGAGAGCUCAACAAAAUCCUGGCCCAUCGGCCUUGGCUUCUCACCAAGGAACACAUUGAGCGCCUUCUGAAGGCAGAGGAACACAGCUGGUCCCUCGCAGAGCUAAUCCACGCCGUGGUCCUGCUCACACACUACCACUCCCUCGCCUCAUUCACCUUCGGCUGCGGCAUCACGCCCGACAUCCACUGCGACGGCGGACACACUUUCAGGCCACCCUCCCUCAGCCAGUACUGCGUCUGUGACAUUGCCAAUGGCAACGGUCAUGCUAAUCACCACGACGAUCUGCUUGGUGACCAGGAGAUGUGCGGUGAGGUGGAGGUGCUGAUGGAGCGCAUGAAGCAGCUGCAGGAGUGCCGCGACGACGAGGAGGCAAGCCAGGAGGAGAUGGCAACUCGCUUUGAGAGGGAGAAGACUGAGAGCAUGCUGGUGGUCACCGCUGAGGACGAUGACUGUGUCCCCUCCAGAGACGUCUCCCGACACUUUGAGGACCCCAGUUACGGCUACAAGGACUUCUCAAGGAGGGGGGAACAUGUGCCCACGUUCAGAGUGCAGGACUACAGCUGGGAGGAUCAUGGUUUCUCCCUCGUCAACAGACUGUACCCCGAUGUUGGUCAGAUGCUCGACGAGAAGUUUCAGAUGGCCUACAAUCUGACCUACAACACCAUGGCAACGCACAAGGAUGUGGACACCAGUAUGCUGCGCAGGGCCAUCUGGAACUACAUCCACUGCAUGUUCGGCAUCAGGUAUGAUGACUAUGAUUACGGGGAGAUAAACCAGCUUCUGGACCGUAGCUUUAAAAUCUAUAUUAAGACCAUGGUGUGUAGUCCUGAGAAGACCACCAAACGAAUGUAUGAGAGUUUCUGGAGGCAGUUUGAGCACUCCGAGAAGGUCCAUGUUAAUCUGCUUCUUAUGGAAGCGCGAAUGCAGGCGGAACUGUUAUACGCUCUGAGAGCGAUCACCCGCUACAUGACAUGAAGUGCUCUGGCGUUUUUAUUGUUGUCUUUUUACUGUCGUUGUUGUUGCUCAUUUUUGGAUACUUUAAGAAAAAAAAAGAAAAUUAAGGGGGGGAGUUCAACAAAAAUGUCAAAAAGAUGUGAGAAGCCCUGGGUUGUGACAGAGCUUGUUGGAUGAGAAGAGGAUCUGAACAAAUGAAAGCAAGCAAGAAAGAAAGAACUGCUGAAGAAAAGUCAUCUAAAACUACAAGUGGAUAAACAAGCUCAAGUUGCCUGCAGUGCCACAACUGACCAAGAGAUGGAAGCCUGGAGCAAACUCCUGCUCUGAUGGGGAGUUUGUGCCAGGCCUGAGGACUGACAUGGGAGGCAUCCAGGAUGAAGAUUCAGUAUUCUAGCAUGCAACAGCAGCAGCAUUUGUUGCCAGUCUCUUCUGUCUGCUGUUAGAGUGAAGACCCAUCGGAAAUCCCCAGAAAGCCGUGCAGCCGGAACCAGUCUGCACUUUGAUUCUGUCAUUUCUGUUUAGUUUCUUCAGUAUCUUUUUAUUUCAUUUUGUAGUAAGGGAAGUGGUUGCUGUUAGUGGUAACUGGAGAUGGAAGCAUUAACCUCGGGCUGUUUUUUUUUUUUUGUCCUGUGCCUGAACUCUCCAGCACAGUGUGCAUAUGUGCUGAUGCUGCUGCUCCCAUGUUGUAUUCAACGGGGUCAUAUUGAUCCCCAAAUCACCCAACCCCUCAACCCCAUUUUACACCCCUAUCCAUUAAAAAUCCAAUGCAUUACCCCCCUCCCUCUUGCCCCCCCAAAUCCCAAAUCCCAAGAUCUCAAAUGUCAAUGUAAGCUAAUCCAAGGAGUGUGUGAACACCAGAGAGGUGUGGGAAGAAACUCAAAGAACACUGUCUGAGCCCUUUUUUGAGUUUGACUGUACACGUGUGGAUGAGUUCUGUAUUCAUGAUGACUGAGGUGUGGAUGUUUUGUGCGUGUGUGUUUCACAGAAACGACGGAGAGAAGAAAAAUGUUUUUGAAUUUCACGUGUCAAAAAAAAAAAGCGAGGCACUUUGAAGGAAAGACUUCUUGCUUCUGCUGUAGCUCUGUUUUUGUGAGAUAACUGUUUAUCAUUUGUUGUUGUUGAUGAUGAUGAUGUCUUUUAUUUUUCUGGUAAUGGGUAAAAAAAGAAAAAAAAAAAAGAAAAGAAAAAAGCUAAUCAAAAAGAAAGUUAGAAACCAGGUUUCCAGGAGGGAUUUGCUUCCGGUUGCCCUAACCACACGUUAUCUGUCUUCCGCUUAUCCCAGCUGCCUGGUCACCCUAACAUUUUGGAAGCUUUGGAUUGUGAAUUUUACCAGUAAAUGAAUACCUCUUCUGUUUUUCUCUAGAAAACAUUUAAGAAGUGCUCUUUGGUGAGCAGAGACUCUUUCUGGGCUGCCGUGUUUCCAUUGUUGGGGACCCGGCUUGCCCACACAGGGCCGACUGCGGUCGACAGCUGUCGAACGCAAAAGGUUGUAGCUGUGCUUAUUUCCCUGCUGGGGAAGUCUAACCAGUGCAAAGCAGCUUUUGUUUUUUUUUUUUUAGAACAGAGGUGUGAAACCUCUGCUGUUUUUUUUUUUUUCUUUUUUGUUUACUAAAACUUGUUAAGUACUGCAUUCUUCUGAGGGUUUGAGAGAAUCAGACAGAUGAAUGAGUGAUAUCUCUAGGAAGAUGAGGAGGAGGAGGAGAGUGAUAAUGAUAAAAGAAUGGUACAUUUGGAAGUGAUUUGAGAGGAAGUGGAGGGUUUGUUAUUUUUUUUUUCAAACUUCUGACUGAUGUCAGUUACUGACACUUUUUAUAUGAAAAUAUUUGAAAAAACCUAAAAAAAAUAAACUAUGAUACUGAA